AUGGCUAAGAGAAAAGAGGAUGAUUUCCCCCCGGCCGCAGAUCAGAAAAGAGCAAGGCCAGGGGGGGACCCUGAUGAAGACCUGGACUCGGACCCCAUUGAGGGGACCUCUCAAGGCUCUCUCCCAGGCUCUCUCCCUAGUAUUUCUUCUCAGUCGCCGUCAGGGGAAUAUGGGGUCAUUGAAAGUAUCCAGGUGGAGAAUUUUAUGGGCUAUUCCAACCUUGGGCCUGUGAAACUUGGACCCAAUGUUAAUUUUCUGGUGGGACGGAGUGCAAAAAAUGCAUUGUUAACAGCUCUCAUAGUUGGGCUUGAUGGAAAAUCCGCAGGAACGUCUCUGAGAGACUUUGUGAAAGAUGGAGCGCCUUCAGCCAAGGUCUCCAUCAAGAUAAAGAACAGAGGGAGCUAUGCUUUUAAAGCUGAGCUAUAUGGGGAGUCAGUAAUUGUGCACCAAGUGAUCAGUGCAGAUGGAAAUGCUACUUAUGAACUAAAAAGUCAUACAGGAAAGGUGAUUUCUACUAAGAGGGAAGAGCUCUCUGCCCUUCUUCAGAGGUUUAAGAUUCGAGUAGACAAUCCUGUGACCAUUAUCCGGGAAGAUUUGAGCAGGCAGUUAUUGGAGUCCAGAAGCGAUGCUGACAGGUACAAAUUGUUUCUCAAAGCAACCCAGCUUGAGCAGAUGAGAGAAGACUAUUCCCAAAUUAUGGAGAGAAAGGCUAAAAAUCAGCAUCAGAUAGAACAAGCCGAAGAACAGCUUGAGGAGCUCAAGCGUCAGGGGGUAGAGAUAGAAGAGCAUUUUCAGAAUAUGGUUACGUUGCGGAAGAAGCUAGAGGACUUGAAAAAUGACAUGGCUUGGGCACUAGUGGCUAAAACAGAAAGAGAAAUCCAUGAAAUGAUUGUUAGCAUAAAUGUCGGAGACCAGCAUACUAUCAUCUUGAAUCAGGAACUGGAGGUCUCAAGGGUCAAAUUCAGUGAAGCAGAAAAUAAGUAUAGAGCCAUUCAUGAAAAUAUGCAAAGGUUAAGUGAAGAAGCCUCUGAAUUGGAGGCCAGGUGCAUUGAGGCCGGUGAGGAGGCUGAGAAAAAGGACAGGGCCUUUGCUCAGGCGGAGGCCUUCUAUAAUUUUUCUGAAAAUGAAUUUAACAAAUUAGACCAAGUUGCAGAACAGCUCAAUGAGCAAAUUGACGACAUGAAAAAGAAUCUAGAAGUGGCAGAGUCAGAAAAACAGGAAAAAAUUGAUGUGUUGAAGGAAAAGAUCAGGAACUUUAAGGAUCAGGAGGAUUCACUUGUUGAAGAGAUAAAGCAUCUUCAUCAGGCCAUAGAAAGAGACGAUAAAGAGCAUUCUCGAAUUAGGGAACAAGAAGCUUACAUGCAGCAAAUACUGGAUGGCGAACAACGCCAGCUAAACCAAUUGAAAGAAUGUAAAUCUGACCCUCUAAAACGAUUUGGGCCUCAGAUUCCAGCCCUUCUUGAAGCAGUGGAAGAUGCCCAUAGACAAGGGCUCUUUUCUUGCAAACCUAUAGGCCCACUGGGAGCUUGUAUUCGUGUUCGGGACCCUGAGUUUUCUUUGGCUAUUGAGUCUUGCUUAAAGGGCCUUCUGCUUGCCUUUUUUUGUGACAACCACAAGGAUGAGCAAAUCCUUCAGGGGCUGAUGAAAAAGUUCUAUCCAUCGGGCUCUUCACGACCCCAGAUAAUCAUUUCGGCCUUUGAUUGUGAGUUGUGCAAUGUAACAGAGAGGGAGGCUUCUCACCCAGAAUUUCCAUCAGUUCUCUCAGCUUUAGAAAUAGACGAUGCAGUGGUGGCCAAUGCUUUGAUUGACAUGAGGGGCAUAGAGUCGGUGCUGCUUAGCAAGAGCAAAUCUUUGGCUUGUACAGUGAUGCAGGCUCAGAGGCCCCCCAAGAACUGCACCAAAGUUUUAACUGCUGAUGGUGACCAGGUAUUCGAGCGACACUAUUACUCAUGUGAAGAAAUGAGACCUACUUACCUGGGUGAUAUAGAUGUGGAAAUAAAUAAUUUGGAGAAAUCUGUGGAAAAUAAAAUAGCUCAGUUGUCAGCAUUUCAGGAGCAUGUGUGUUCCCUUGAAAAGGAUAUCAGGGAGAAUCGAGAAACUAUUGACAGUCAUUAUCAACACUUAAAGGAAAUAAAGAUUGAAGUGAUAAAUAUCACUUCAGAAAUUAAAGAUCUUGAGGAUGAAAAUGAAAACCAGGCCCUAAAUAUCUCCAUUCUGGAAGAGGAAGCGCAAGAAAUUAAAGAAGAGAUGAAAGAGAUUGAAGAAAAGAUGAAGAUUCGAAGGGAAGAGAUGGAGAAAUUAAGGAAACCAAAAAUCGAUGCUGAACAGAGACAUGAAGAAUUGAAGCUGAAAUAUAACCAGAUUAAAGAAUUAGUAGACUCCAUUAGGGGAGAACGAAACCAGGCCGCUUUGGAAGUGGACAACCAACACCAAGCCAUGCUGCACUGUGAAAAUAGGCUCAAGGAACACCUGGAUUGCCUCCAGGCGAAGAAAGAAGAGCUGGCCAUGAAAGAGAGCGAUCUGGAGAGGGAAACUGCUCACGCCAAAUUCAUCUGCCCAGACCGGAAAGAAAUUACACAAACUGCCUCUGUUCUCAAUAGAGAAAUCACUCUGCUAAGACAGCGGAUACAGUCCGAAAACUACACUCACAAAAGCCGAGAAGAAAUAAUGAGACAGUACCAAGAAGCAAAAGAAAGAUACAUGGACCUUGAUAAUAAAGUGAAGAAUCUGAAAAAACUCAUCAAGACAAUGGAAGAGAUCUCAAAACAGAGGUAUGAAGCAUUCCAGAAACGCAGAAGAAUUCUUUCUCUACAGGGGAAAUUGUACUUUGACAGCUUGCUGUCUCCCUGGUCCUUCCACGGAGACAUUCACUUUGAUCACAACAAUGAGGCCCUUUCUAUCGUAUUCCAUCCUGGGCAGUGUGCUUUCACUGAUGCACACAGCUUGCCAGACAGAUACAAUUUCUCCAACUUCUUGCUCAUUCUUACCCUGUGGUCCAUCACAGAAUCUCCCUUCAGAUGCCUGGAUACAUUCGACGUCUGCUUCAAUAGGGAAUAUAGAAAAAUGGCCAUGGAUAUGAUCCUCAGGCAGUCACAUUGCCAUCAGCAUCUCCAGUUCUUGUUGGUCUCUCCUCUGUACAUAAACUCAGUCACUCCAAGUUCACUCAUUGAAAUUUUCCCACUUGCAGAACCCGAAAGAGAUGGGGCAACCCAAUCUUCCCAAGCAGCCAGUACAAAAAAAGAUUGAAUUUUUAAGUGUAAUGUGAUUGUGCUGUCUGCUCAUCGUGGUGUUUUAUAUUUUUUUUCUCCAAGUGUCUGCAGUGUAGUGUGAAAAAUCUCCCUACUUUGAAGAAAUAAUAUUUAACAAUUAAAAGUGUUUCAGAGAGGC
Molecule: messenger RNA, 3387 nt
Organism: Gracilinanus agilis (Agile Gracile Mouse Opossum)
Lineage: Eukaryota; Metazoa; Chordata; Mammalia; Didelphimorphia; Didelphidae
Product: structural maintenance of chromosomes protein 6-like
Exons: 2
Coding region: 1-3246 (1081 amino acids)
Biological process (GO): double-strand break repair via homologous recombination
Cellular component (GO): nucleus; site of double-strand break; Smc5-Smc6 complex
Molecular function (GO): single-stranded DNA binding; ATP hydrolysis activity; damaged DNA binding
Source: RefSeq, a predicted model, not a curated record